Molecule: messenger RNA, 1377 nt
Organism: Centropristis striata (black sea bass)
Lineage: Eukaryota; Metazoa; Chordata; Actinopteri; Perciformes; Serranidae
Product: Fc receptor-like protein 6
Exons: 9
Coding region: 76-1305 (409 amino acids)
Biological process (GO): cell surface receptor signaling pathway
Molecular function (GO): transmembrane signaling receptor activity
Source: RefSeq, a predicted model, not a curated record
AAGGAAAUGUCUCCACCAAGAUGACCAUCUCUGAUAACAGAGGAGCAGCACAUCUUAUUCUGGACAUUUGACAGAAUGAACAUCAUCCGCAUCUCCUCACUGCUGGGCGUAGCUGGAUUUGUUCUCCAAGUUGCUACAUCCAAAGAGACUCUGAAGGUCAGUGUGUUGGUGUGGCCUCCGGGGUCAAACAUCUACCUUGGUGAGAGUGUGUUGCUGCAGUGCUCAGUGGAGUCAAACUCCAGUUUUGAGUGGAGCUACCAAUGGUUAAAGCGGAGACCACACGCUGCUCCUGUUCCGACCCCGAACCCCAGGCACCUGGUCUCAGGUGACAGCUACUCCAUCACUGCAGUAACAAGGGAGGAUGCGGGAAGCUACCGGUGCCAAGCCAAGCCGUGGGAGAGCAACACCUCUGUGGUGCUCAUCAGCCAGCCGGUUGCACUCAGUGUGUCAGAGCUGCCUCCUCCCUCACUCCUGACUCUGACUCCCAGCACCAGACAGAUCUUCCGAGGGGAGCGUUUCACCGUGCAGUGCCCUGUGUCUCAGACUAACUCCUCAGGCUGGAUGCUGAGGCAGUUCCCUCAGGGACGUGGAGUGAGAAGAGUCUUCGACACUGGCGGGUGUUCACCACUAGGGGGUUCUGUUAGUGCAGACGAGUCCAACAAGUGUGUGUUCACUGCUUACAGUGGGAAGAGUGGACUGUACUGGUGUGCGGGCACCGAGGGCCGCAGCAACGCAAUCAACAUCACAGUAAGCUAUGGUGCCAUCAUCUUAAAGACACCUGCCUUCCCUGUGUUUGAGGGCGAUAAAGUGGUCUUGUAUUGUCAGUACUGGAGAGGCAUUCACAAUAAAACAACUUUCUUUAAAAACGGAGCAAAAAUCGUCACUUACAGUUCCACCAGUUCAGACAGAGUAAUAAAGAUGACGAUUGAGAAUGUGACACAGGAAGAUGAAGGCUUCUACAAGUGUGCGUCCCAGGACAGAGAGAUGGAGAGUCCAGAGAGCUGGUUAUCAGUGAGACUUGAUCGAGGCAACUUCACAUCAACAGAUGGGACAGCACCCUCCACCAGUGCAGGCUCCUGGACAUGGAUCAUUCUGUCAUGUGCAAUUGUAGCUCUGUUCCUCAUUCCUGUAACGGUUUGGCUCAUAUAUCACUACAGGUGGUGUCGGUGUUGGCCAUUUUCCAAAGCGGAUCUUCCAGCAGUGGAACUUCCUGUGACUAACCAGGAUGUGACAGAAGUGCAGUGGGACCUGUCAUGGAUGGAGAUGUCCAAUCUGUUGGAUAAACGGUUAUAUCCUGGCAGUUAAAGGAUCACUUCCAUCUGAGGCAUUAUAGAAAAAUACUAACUGUGAUGAAACCAAUGAGGCAGUUCAGUCAGC